This is a messenger RNA of Anneissia japonica, 2771 nucleotides long. Its product is annotated as G-protein coupled receptor 54-like. The transcript has 5 exons. Gene Ontology annotation, cellular component: membrane. The record is from RefSeq and is a predicted model, not a curated record. Lineage: Eukaryota; Metazoa; Echinodermata; Crinoidea; Comatulida; Comatulidae. Gene Ontology annotation, biological process: G protein-coupled receptor signaling pathway. The coding region runs from base 1085 to 2209 and encodes 374 amino acids. Gene Ontology annotation, molecular function: neuropeptide Y receptor activity.
AUUGUCCAGGUUUCAAGUGUUCUGAUACACCAUUGGGUCCACUAUGGAUACACCUUAUUGGCCUAUACCUGCUGUGAAUCCAAUACCGUGACCAUCAUACUGCAUGGCCAUAACACAUGAAUGAAUAACUAAUUGAUUGGCUCUCAGUGUCAGACUCUUCAAGUUUUUUUUUUUAUAUAUAUAUUGAUUAGCGUUGAAUCUUUUUAUAUGGUGAACAUGAUUGGUCUAUUUAUCAACAGCCAGGAGAGGAACUGUUAUAGCAGCAGGAUUACAAGACAUAAUCUUUGAAUGUAAAUUAUCUUCAAGUUCAAAAAGGACUACCUGCUACUAUUUUAGAGCAUUUAUAUAUUCAACUGAUCUAAGGCUGGACACAAUGAAUGCAUGACCAAGCGAUUGGUGAUCAUACGCAUCAAACAUUACCCGGAAUUUUUAGGAAAAAUUUCUCCUGAAAACCACUGCUGGACUAUAAUUUUGUGUUUGAGGAAUUUUAUGGUUGAACAUGAAGGCACAGACAUCUUUCUUCUAGACGAGAUGAGAACAACCUUAAACAGGUUCUAAUGUUUGCUUCUCAUGGAGGACCUCCACAUUCAGACCUAUGUCAAAUACAGUUACCUGCUCAGGCGUUCAUACUUUGACAGCUCUAACUUUCUUUUGGCUCAGGCAAUUGGGCAGGACCAGGAACAUACCAACUCCCUGGGAUGUUUUGAAGGUUAAAACAAAGUAAUGUGAAUACGGAUUGACCUAUACAUUCGAAUACUGAACAAGUCAUUCAUUGGGUUAAAUUGGACAUCGAUUCUUAUACAGCCUUUCGUAUCCUCGGGAGUGUAUUCAUGAGAUAUCGAAUUGCUAUGUCGUUACGUUAGCUUUAUCGUCUGCUCAUAUGAAGAUGAACCAUUCAGAAGAGUCACGUUGAAUUCGCGCCGCGCGUCAUAGCUGAAAUCUAUAGACAAAUCAAACAUUUAAGAAACACAUUAUAAUUACUACCCUAGAAGCUCCAACGUGUUUUACUCACAGCAGUACAGUAGUGGCUAUGCAAUAGUGAUCAUUCAAUCCAGCGCCGUAGUACAACUGGCCGAAAGACGAUAUGGACGAGAGUUAUUCGGAUGAGUUUCCGAACAAUGGUACUAUUUUUUUGUUGGAUAGUAUACCUCCAGCUUUUACCAUCGUUUUGGCGACAGUUGUGUUCGUCGUCGGUGUCCCAGCGAACGCUCUAGUUAUCUACGUCAUUAUUAAAAAUGGAAAAAUGAAAACGGUAACAAAUAUAUACGUAUUUAAUCUUGCUAUUACUGAUAUCUUGUUUAUUAUAUUUGCUACUCCAAUAUCAAUCUCGUGGUAUGUUGCGUCCGAUUUUCAAUAUGGAACAGUCUUGUGUAAAUUACAAACAUUUUUGUACCAGACUAACUAUGCUGUUACUGUGUUGACGUUAACAACUUUAGCUGUUGAUAGAGUGUAUGCAGUGGUUUAUCCUGUAAAAUCGAGAGCACACAGAACAUUAAAAAGCACCGGAGUGAUGAUAGCUUUAAUCUGGAUUCUUGGAUGUCUGUCACAAAUCGUCUGUAUAUUCUACACAAGCCAACUUUUUGGACAGUGUUUUGAACUUUGGCCUUCAAGUACCGAGCGACAACUUUUCUACUGUUGUUUGUUUGUGUUCUUUUACAUCAUUCCGGUAAUCAUAAAUACUGUCUGCUAUACGAUGAUUGGUUGCAGGCUCUGGCGGACCACUACCGAAAGCAGCAUAUACCGCAUCAACCAUCCCAAAUCUGUGAUGCAACGACGGAGAAUAUCCACCAUGAUUAUGCUGGUUGUACUGUGUUUUGCUGUCUGCUGGUUGCCAUUCCAUGUAUUGGCACUUCUGGAAAACUUUCAUUUUUUACCAGUUACACAGAGCGUUUCUUAUCUUAAAAUAUUUUCAAAAAUGUUGGCGGUGAGUAAUAGUUGUGUCGAUCCGUUUGUAUACGCGUUUGUUAGUAUGAACUUCAGACGCUCAUUCAAGUGUGCUUUCCACACCUUGUUUAACAGCGAUCAUAACAACGUUGUACUCUUCGCGCCAGACCCUGACGAUAAGCAUCAUUCUCGAAUACAGAAAUCGUUUACAUUGUCGUCACGCACAAAAAGCUCUAGAAGUUCUGGAAAUUCAUCGUUUCCAAAAGUGGGAAAACCCAAAUCUAAUCUGAAGGAUUUAAUGGGAACCAGAGAAACCAACGUUUAGUGAAGCUGUGGAUCAUGGGUAUAUAAUUUCGGCAAUAUCAACCGCCUUCGGGCAGUAUAGUAGCCUACAAGAGAUAUUUUCUACACAUUAUCAACAAGCGUACAGGCGUACCCGUAUAUAUGAGAAGCACUUACUUUUGUAGUCCCGACUAAAGCUUGGAUUCCAUACAAUUGCUACACGCUAUCGCCGACAGCUUUCGGUGAUGCUGAUUGGUCGGUCGAAUCAGGGAGGAAUUACAUAUUGCAUCGGGGAGGUCUACGCAGUACAACGAUUGAACUGAAAACAAUGUAGCGACAAUGUAGCGAUUUUAAGUAAACCAGGCUUUUUUAAGUCCUAUGCCAAUUCUACUAAAACAUAAAACAAUAAUAUGGCAUUAUUACUAGGAUAACUUCAUGGACGCCUUAAAGCCCGAGUAGCCUAAUAGAAAUGAGCACGGAAUAACUUGACGUAAGCUUACAUCAGCACAUUACAGUAUGCUACACGUGCACAUGUACACUUGGUAAUUGUCUGUUGGUGAAUUUCUUUUGCGGAUUUUAGUGAAAUAUAUAUUGUAGACACUGAA